Messenger RNA from Cinara cedri, 7186 nucleotides. NCBI's taxonomy places the organism in Eukaryota, Metazoa, Arthropoda, Insecta, Hemiptera, Aphididae. The record is from the annotation of a GenBank genome assembly.
AUGGCUUCUGUGUGGAAACGUCUUCAAAGAGUCAAUAAACGAGCUUCCAAAUUUCAAUUUACCUUGUCUUAUCAUCAAAUUAUAUGUGAAACUACUUCUAAAUGGUAUGUUUAUAUUUUAUUAAAUAAAUUUAAUAUUAAAAAAAAAAAACAAAACUGAAAUACAUACACUAUUUAUACUAGAAAGAUCUAAUUAAAAAAUUGUUACUGUUAUUUUAGGACACCAAACAAAUUGGUUGUUGUAUUAAGUCGUAGGAGUAGGCGGUUUGUUAGUGAUGCUUUGCCCUGGGAACCUACUAUGAAAGAUCCUUUAAAAGGUGUAGUAAUAUGGCCAGUACCAGAAAAUAAGCAACUGUGUGUAACAUUGUUCAAAGAUCCUCGUACAAAUAAUCAUGAAGACAAAGAAUGGACUUUAACUAUUGAAGAUGUAAUUUUUUUUUAUUUUUUAUAUUAAUUAUAUUUAUAUCUCUAUGAUUUUUUUUUUUAUAUUGUAGGUAAAUAAUUUAGGUAAACAUCGACAAAUAGCAGUUGCAAUGUUAAAUAUGAAAAAGUAUGCUUCUAUAGAUUCUACUCAAUGUGAAAUAACAUUAGUAUUUAAACCUGUUUCAAAAAAAAUCACUUCGGCCUCACUGGAAAUGACUUUAUCAAGUGUAUUUCUUAGAGAAGGAAAAGCUACGUAAGUUUAUUUCAGAUAAGCAAUUUUACUAAAUUAAUUAUUUUUAAAAUUAAAAUACUAUCAGUUUAUUAACAUCAACUUAAGUUUUUAUAAUAGUAACAUUGUUUUUGAAAAUGAUAUUAUUAAGUAGUAUUCCUAAAACUAAUUUAAUAAAUAUUUAAAAACUAACUGCAUAAAAUGCAUAAAGAUUAUAUUAAAAUUCUCAAUUUAGCCUUAUUUCUUUUAUUAUUAUAAACCUCAAAAUAUUAUACAGCUGUCUCAUUUACAUAAAUAUUACUCUUUUUCAGUGAUGAAGAUAUGUUAAGUUUAGCCAGCCUUUUUAGUACAAACAAUAGUGAUAUAGCACCUCUUGAAGAUUUUGACGAAGAAGAUAUUGAUGGUUUUAUUAUUAUUGUUUAAAAUGUUUUCAUCAACAUAAAUUUUUAUUUUUUUUUUUUUUAGAUUCUUUAAUCAAAGAAAAUUUGAACAAUGUAUCAUUUAUGACUAACAAAAUUGAAAAUUUAACCAACAGUUUAAGUGAUCCAGAAUUUAUUGGUACUUCAGUUAAUAGUAUGUUAAUUGAUAUGGUAUCCAAUUUUUCAAGUUUAUUUAUUUAUUUGAUUUGCUAGCGAAAAAUUCUUUUGAUCAAGAAAGCCAUAAGGUGGAUGAUAUGAACUCAUCAAUCAAUCCAAAUUCUAGUUUAGAAAAUGGUUCAUCAUAUAACAAAUUUCCUUAUAUGUAAGUCUAUAGGAAUUAAAUAUUAAUAGAACUUGUAAUAUAACAAAAAACAGAUUGUAUGCAUUUUGUAAUAGUUCCACAUCAAACAAAUUAAAAUUUAUUUAGAAUCUGAACAUAGCAAAGAAUACAUUUUAGUUUAAAUAUUAGUAGUUAUUAAUAUUUAUAUUAAAAUAAUUUUAGGAAUAAUGCUGGUUCUAAAGAUGGAGUACAAAAUACUCGGCCAUUCCUAAAGCCAUUAAACUUAACAGAUGUAAGUAAAAUACUUUUAAAUUAAAUCCAAAAUGGUUAGUUUAUAUGAAAUAUGUGUAAUCUAAAAUUUAUAAUAAAGACAGACAUACUUCUGAGUAGACAGGUCAUUGUUGUAGGUAAUAACAGUGUUGAAUUUAGACAAUUUUACUGAGGGGUGGCAUUACUAAAAUUUUAGUAAUGCCCUUUUUUUUUUUUAACACGGGCAAACAAAAUUCUUGAGGGAAGGGCCUAUGGCCUCAUCAUAUACUUGGAUUCAAUGCUGGGUUAAACAAUAUCAGUAAAGAAAAUUUAUCUUUUGCAAUCGUUAAUCAUUGUGUACUGAUAUACAUUAAAUUUUCUUUUUUCUUUACUAACUUCUCACCCUUGGGAAAGAAGAAAGAAAAUUUAAUGUAUAUCUGUAUACAACUAUAAAAGAUACAUUUCUUUUAAUAAUAUUAAUUGUUUAUAUUGUAUCAAUUUUUUUGUUUUCCUACAGUUUUUCCCAUUUAUUGUGAAAACUCCUGGAAAUCAAAAAAUAAUUCCCUAAAGUACUACCCCAGUCAGAUUUGUUUUCAUAAAAAGUGCUAUAAUUGUCAAUCUGUAGAUUUCUGAUAAAAAAAUUGUUCAUAGGUUCAAACUAAAAAAAAAUAAAAUAUAAUAAUAAUAACAAUAAUAAAAUAAAGAUUUUAAAACCAAUACUUUCUUUCUCCGCUCAGAAUCUAAAAAAAUAUGUACACUCAAAUUAAAUAUAUAAUUUUCAGGUUAAUACAGAAAGUUCUUUCAAAGGUAUUGAGACGACCACACCUGGCCAAGAUUUACUUGAAUGGUGUAAAGAUAUAACUAAAGGAUAUCCUGGUGUAAAAGUUACUAACCUAACAACUUCUUGGCGUAAUGGUCUAGCAUUUUGUGCGAUAAUCCAUCACUUCCGCCCUGAUCUUAUGUAAGAAAAUUUCAAAUUAUUAUAUUUUGAAGACAAAAACAUCAAUUAAAAAUAAAUAAAUAAUUAAUUAUAUAGUCAAAUUAACUUAAUAAAUUUAUCAAUAUUUUAGUGAAUUUAAUCAUUUAAAACCCCAUGAUAUUCGAGAAAAUUGCAAAACUGCUUUUGAUGCUGGAGAAAUCUUGGGAAUUUCUCGUGUUAUUGAACCAUCAGAUAUGGGUGUACUUACAAUUCCUGAUAAAUUAGCUGUUAUGACAUAUUUAUAUCAAUUAAGAGCCCAUUUUACCGGUAAAUACCUAUAUUAUUUUCAUACUUUGAUUUAUAUAGUCUUAAUUUGAAUUUAAAUUUAUUUUAGGCCACGAAUUAGAAGUUCAAUUGAUUGGUAAAACUACAGAUGAAUCUUCUUAUAUGAUUGGAAGAUAUGAUAAUUCAGAGAAAGGAAAUAUUUCACUUCAAUUAUUUGAAAAAGAAAUUAAUAAUUUUAGAACUAAUGAUUCUAAUGAAAAUCUCCAAAAAAAGUAAAAUAUUAAGUUAUAAACUAAUAAAUAAAAUAUUCUUAUUUUACUAUCUAAUAUCAAGAAAACAAAUAUUUUAUAUAAUAAAAAAAAUCAAAAAACUAAUACAUGGUUUUAUUUUAGUCAAAAUGAUACUGACUGUCAAAAUACUGUAACAUUUACAAAAGAUGGCAUUACUGAUAAAAUUUUAAAUAGUUCAAAAAAUAUUUUUGACCAAAUAUUAUCUCCAUCUAAAGAAAAACUAUCAUUUCCUAAGGUACAUUUAUAGUCAUUGAUAUUGAACAAUCAUUAUUGAAGCCACUAAUUUAAUAUUUUUUUAUUAAUUAUUUCCUAAUCCUAGGUUAAAUCAUUAAUGAAUAAAAAGCAGCUUACUGAUCCUAUCAUUUCUGAUGAAGACAAGUAUAAAAAAUCAUUUUUUAUUAAUAUGUUUGCAAUAUAAAUUUGAUAUUUAUAAUUUCAGUGUUAGUCAAGUAUCUAGUGAAAGAAGUCGUAAGUUAACAAGAUCCCUAUCAACUAGUGAGGUAUAUAGUUUUCUUUACAAUACAAUUACUUAAAUUUUUAUUUGUUAAUUUUUUGAUUUUGUAUAGAGCUUAAAAAGUUCAAAUUCUGGUGGUAAAAAUAGUGAACUAAAAUCAUUAAAUGAAAACUAUAAAAAUCAAGAUUUACCCAAACAGGUUUGUAAAAAUAUAUUAACUGUUUUAUUAUCCAUGUCUACUAUUGUGUAUUUAAUAUCUAAUAUGAACAAAAACAUGACUACAUUUUAAAAAUUAUAUUAAUACCAGAAUGUAUUUGCUUUUUUGAUGAUUAAUUUUACAUAAUAAUUUUGUGUUUUUAUUAACCUAAUUGAGUAGCAAAGUGUGUUGAUUUUUAUAUAUGUAGAAAGUAACAAAUAAUAGACACAUAGAGCUUAGAGAAAGAGCUCGUCAACUUGUUGAACAAGCACGCCGUGAAGCUACUAGGAGAACCCAGACACCUACUCAGGUUGGUAAAGCUAAUAUUUUAAGUUUAACUUUUGAAAUAUACAUUUGUGGUAAUUUUCUUAUUAAAUAUGUUAUUAAUUUGUUUGUAUUAUUCUAAUAUUUAUUGCAAUUCCAUUCAAUAUUUGAUAAUUAAAUAUAUGAUGCGUACAUAUUAUUAAGCUAUGAUAUGAAAAUAUUGAAAAUUGAUUUCAAUGAGAUCUUUAAAAAGUUAUUUUAUCAACAAAAUUAGGUCACUUUAUGAGGCAUAAAAGUUUUUGCCAUAAGGCAUAUUUUUGAGAAAAAACCCACUGAUACUAGGAACCCUUAAAAACUUGAUAUUAGCUAUACUUAAGUAGAACACAGCCAUUCUUUUGAAUUUGAGAUAAUUUAUUUUGUUAAAAACUAAUUGAUCAAUUAUAUUCCUUGUAGUGAAUAGGUAUAUUUGCUAAUGUAUACACAUAACAUAAAUUACAACCUACACUUCUUUAAUAUGUUAUUUAAUUUAUUGUUUUAUCACUUUGAUCACUGAAAAUUUACAUGCUCUUGAAAUAAAACUUAAAUAGAACUGAAUGAUUCAUAGAACUUCAAAAAAGUACAAAAAGAACCAUACUCUAACCUAGUAGGUAUCAACCUUUUUUAUUCUAUACCCGUUUGUAGUUUUUCAAAAAUCUCAUACCGCACAUAAAUUAAUGCAUUUUUUUUGUAUACUUUGCAACUUGGUGUAAACUGGCUAUUAAAUUUUCAAAUCCUCUUACCCGGUUAUGUAAAAUAAAAAUAAUUUAUUUAAUAUACAUUUUACUCUGAUAUGACUGCGCUUCUCCAGUAAUGUGUUUACGCCCUCAGGUUGGGAAAUAUUAGUUUCACCUUUGGAAAAAAUUGAUUGCAAUGUGAGAGUGUGAAUUCAUAAUUUUCAAAAUGUUCAUCAUGUCUAGGUUAAUCUAUUGAGAAAAUACAAUCUUUACCUAUGUUCUAAUGAAUGAUUUUAUUACACCAAAUAAUAUUUUCUAUAAAAACAGUAAAGAGGAAUGGGAAACAUAUAUUAUGGCUAAUAUUUUUAUUAUGUAAUAUAAAUAUUAAUUAUUUAUUUUCAACAGAAUGAAGAAGAAAGACAAUUACAGAUACGGGAUCGGGCUAAGAAAUUAAUAGCUGAGGCACGUAAAAAUAUGAAUACUCCUUCAUCCUCAACAAUCGCUUUGGAUAAUAUCAGUUCAAGAAGUUCAAUAUCUCCUGUUUCUGAUCGAUCUCAAACAAGUUCAUUUAAUCUUGAUAAGGUAUUAUUUUCUUGACAUUAAACAAAUAUAAACUUCAUAUGAUUUCUUUAAUAAAUACAUUUUGCAUUGAAUAUAAAUAUAAAUAAAUAGGCAAUUAAAUUAGUAUAAAAUAAUAUUUGUUUUAGUCAUACCAAUCUAGCAAUGUAUCAUUAGAUACAAGCCAAAAAUUGCAAUCAUUUUCAUCAAUUUUGGAACCUUUUGCUGUGUCAAAAGAUGUAAGAUAUACAUAGUUUAAAUAAAAAAGUAUACUGAGAAUUUAUUUUACCAGUUUUUAUUUUUUGUUAAUGUAAUCAGGUUAAUUACAUUCAAAAUGAAAUGGAAUCUUUGGAGCGUGAACAAAGACAAAUUGAUUUUCAAGCAGAUGAAUUGGAAGUUGAACUUAGAAGAGUUAUGAACACAGGUAAAAAGCAUAAAUUAUUUAUUGAAUAUUUGUAUUCAUUAUAUUAUCUAAUUAUUGUAGAAAACGAUCAUGAGAGGGAAGAAAUGCUUAUGACAGAAUGGUUUACUCUUGUUAAUAAAAAAAAUGCUUUAUUACGCCGUCAAAUGCAAUUAAACAUUCUGUAAGUAUUUGACUAUUUAUUUCUAUAUUAAAAUUAGAGCACAUUUCUUAAAACAAAUAAUAUAGUUUAAAUUAAAAGUUACACAUAGUUAUUUCCCCAUUUCUGAAAACUGAACUAUUAUUAUUAUUAAUUUGUUUUGGCAUAAAUGUAGUUGAGCAUCUAUGCAAAAUUUUUAGUUUUUUUUAAAAAAUGUGUGGUUUUACAUGUACAUUAAGAAUGUAAAAAAAUAAAAUACUAACUUCAUUCUGAAGUUAUGAGGGAAAACUUAGUAAAGUUUCGAGUUUUUCCUUUUCGCUUAUUUCUUAGUUGGAAUUUAACAUUUUAAUUUUUUUUAUUUUCAAAAUGUGUGUUUUUAAAUUCUUAAUCAAUUGGCAUAAUCAAAACAACUAUCAUAUUUACUUUUAUAGUUAUUGUACAUACAUUUUGAAAUUAAUCCAUAAUGUGGACAAAAAUUGACAUUUUAUUAUUAUUAUUAUUUAUUAUUAUUGAUAUUUUAAUAACAAAGUUUUUUUUAUUGAAGUCGAAAUCAGGCUAUCUGGCUUAUUUUUAGAGCUACAAACGUUCAAGCCCAGUAUUUUGCUGCACUCACUCAGACAAUUUUAAUCAAAAAUAACCCUAUUGAGUAACCACAUUGAGUCUCUAAAUCCACCUCUAAUGCUUUUCACUUUUUCUUGUGAUUUUACACAUCAAAUCAAAGAUUAUUUUAAAUUAAAAUUGUUGAAUUGAGUGCAGCGAAACAGAACAUGAUUAAACUUUAUAACUCUAAUGUUUAUUAUAAAAAUAUCAAUAACUACAAAUAAUAAUAAUAAUAAAAAAAAUGUGUAUUGUUUCUAAACUGCAUAAUUAUUUUGUUUUUUUUUUUUAAGGGAAAAAGAGGAUGAUUUAGAAAGAAAAUAUCAAUUACUCAUUCGAGAACUUAGAAGUAUCAUCGCAAUUGAUGGUAUUUUGUUUUAACAAAAUUAAUUUUCAUUAAUUUUAAUUAAUUGAAUUAUUUUUAUUUUAGAUUGGCAAAAAACAGAAGAACAAAAAAGACGUGAAAACUUAUUGUUAGCUGAAUUAGUCAUAAUUGUAAAUAAAAGAGAUGAAUUGGUUCACCAUCUUGAUUCUCAAGAAAGAGCGUAUGUAUGAAUAUUCUAUUAGAGAUGUAUCCAUUAAAUCUAUUUUUAUAUUUGUUUAAUUAUCAACUAUUUAAGAUUGUACAAGUUGAUAUUAAUACAUUAUAUUAUUACAUCUUGUUUUCAGGAUUGAAGAAGAUGACAAAAUUAUACGUGACCUUAAUAGAUCUGGUCUAAUUCAACCUAAUAAACAUUGUACUGUUCAGUAA